This is a messenger RNA of Polistes dominula (European paper wasp), 968 nucleotides long. RefSeq names its product Peroxiredoxin 5 (gene Prx5). Gene Ontology annotation, molecular function: thioredoxin peroxidase activity. Gene Ontology annotation, biological process: hydrogen peroxide catabolic process; cell redox homeostasis; cellular response to oxidative stress. The record is from RefSeq and is a predicted model, not a curated record. NCBI's taxonomy places the organism in Eukaryota, Metazoa, Arthropoda, Insecta, Hymenoptera, Vespidae. Gene Ontology annotation, cellular component: cytoplasm; mitochondrion; peroxisome.
ACCGGCUGGUCGCACUCUUCUCAUCGCGCUCUUGUAUUUUCUGUGCAUCAUCUGUACGUAAGCACGUGGCACACCACGCCGAGAAAUAAAAUAUCGUCCCAAGGGAUCGAAAACAAAAUCGGAAGUUUCUUUCCUCCGCACGGAGUCUCAUUGGCCCAAUCCUUUCUCCGCGGCCCGUUCUCGCGUUAGUGAGAACGUACCUUAACGCGUCUAAUAACCUAGGGAAAGAAAUUCCCAAAAGUGACGCUGCACCAAUAAAAUACAUAAAUUAAAGCAACACAAGUAAGUAUUUCUAUAUAUAUAUAGCUUUAUUUAAUGUUGUAUCAACCAUCGGGGAUUAUUAGCGAUAAGUCAAAUCUAAUCGUGCUGUAACUGUACGAGGAAUAUCAUCUUUAGGUUCUUUUAUUCGCAGUUUUCAUUUAUCACCCAAAACCAUGGUUAUUCCUGUUGGUAGUAAAUUACCAUCGGUGGAUCUUUCCGAAGGUGUGCCACAUAAUAAAGUUAAUCUAGCUAAAUUAAGCUUAGGAAAGAAAAUUAUUAUUUUUGGUGUACCUGGUGCUUUCACUCCUGGUUGUUCAAAGACUCAUUUACCUGGUUACCUUAAAAAACUUGAGGAAUUUAAAAGUAAAGGAAUCAGUGAUAUUUGUUGUGUAAGUGUUAAUGAUACUUUCGUCAUGAAUGCUUGGGGUGAAGAUCAGGGCUCAAUAGGAAAGAUAAGAAUGCUAGCAGAUAUAGAUGGUUCAUUCACAGAUGCUUUGGAUUUGUCAGUAGAUAUAGAAGUUUUAGGUGGUAAACGAAGCAAACGUUAUUCCAUGAUUGUCGAAAAUGGAAUUGUAAAAGAAGUCAACGUAGAACCGGAUAACACUGGACUUUCCUGCUCGUUAGCUGAACACAUUAAACUAUAAAAAAUAUGAGAAAAUGAUCUCAUAUUCUAUUAUAAUUAUUAUUACUAUAACUUUCUUCAAUUA